Messenger RNA from Drosophila eugracilis, 1611 nucleotides. It is a transcript of the gene HLH4C, whose product is annotated as helix-loop-helix protein 1. NCBI's taxonomy places the organism in Eukaryota, Metazoa, Arthropoda, Insecta, Diptera, Drosophilidae. The record is from RefSeq and is a predicted model, not a curated record. The coding region runs from base 216 to 719 and encodes 167 amino acids. Gene Ontology annotation, molecular function: RNA polymerase II cis-regulatory region sequence-specific DNA binding; DNA-binding transcription factor activity, RNA polymerase II-specific; protein dimerization activity. The transcript has 2 exons. Gene Ontology annotation, biological process: regulation of transcription by RNA polymerase II.
AAAAAAAAAUCAUAGGGUUGAUUUGGAAAUUCGAGUAUAAAGGAAGCUGCAGCUUCUCGACCGGAAGUCAGUCCUAUCUGCGUGUCCUUUGGGCGAGCAGCCAAACUCAAUUGAUAAAAAGGAUAUCUUCAAGUUAUCUCAAGGAUCUUGGUAUACUCUGCACCUGGGAUACUUGUAUUAAAAACAGGUCAAGCAGAUUGAAACCCAGCCAGAAGAUGGUCUAUGACAUGACCCAUAUGACGGCCGGACCGCCUCAAAGUAUUUCUCUGAGUCGCUAUUACCUGCCCGAUGAGGAUGAGAUGGUGGGGCCAAAUAAUCCGCAUUUGGUUAGCGAAGAUUAUGCCGCCAGUACGACAUUGGAUAUUGAUAAGCGUUUCCAGGCGAGAAUGGCCUGUGAAACGGCUGCCCAACCGGCACCGCCGCCACCGCCCACACCGGCACCAAGACGUCGGACAACGCCCAUUGCCCAUCUGGAUCCAUCGGAAUUGGUGGGCUUGUCGCGUGAGGAGAGACGUCGCCGGAGAAGGGCUACUCUUAAAUAUCGAACAGCCCAUGCAACAAGGGAAAGGAUACGUGUUGAGGCCUUCAAUGUCUCCUUUGCUGAGUUGCGUAAAUUGUUGCCCACUUUGCCGCCAGAUAAGAAACUGUCCAAGAUCGAGAUCCUUAAGCUGGCCAUCUGUUACAUUGCUUAUUUAAAUCAUGUGCUGGAGACGCCCUGAGACAGCGCCGGCGCCUCCAGCUUCGCCACCAGUUGCCUCUUCAACGAGGCCAAUUUCUUCGCUCCCCCGUAGGAGGUGGGGGAGCGGUAAUACUCUUGGUUCACAGGGCGUGGCUAGGCUAGGCUAGGAAGCCAUCUGAAAGUUAUCUAAAGCCAAGCAAAGCCAAAAUGCUCGUCUAACUACAAGUUUAACCAGAGGUUAGUGAACUGAAUUUGCAGGAAAGGAUUCAUUGACUUAACUAAUCUGUAAACUGCAAUGCAUAGCCAACUUAUGGUUAUAAUUUAUAACAAAUAGUUAUGGUUGUUCUUCAAAAGUCGGCUGAAGAAACACAUAUACAUAUAUAGUUUUUUCCUAUAAUCUAUAUUUCUAUUAUUUAACCGCUGGAUGGUAAAACUAAAAAGUUAUUGUUAAAAAACCAACUGGAUUCGUGUAUGUGGGGUUUAAAUAUUUGUUUUUGUUCCUAAUUUUGUUUUCCAAACUUAAAAACGCUUAACCAAAGGUUUAAUUUUCUUAAGAUGUCCAAAGAUUGUAAAGAUUUUCCAUCUUUCUGUUAAGCUAAACACAUUCUGAACAGAAAUUUGGUAUCUGAUUUAGUUUAAUGUAAAUUUAGUUCUUUAAUAUUACUUAACUUUGGCUUAAUCAGCACUAACAGAGCCUAAGAGAUAAACUAACCAGAAGCUUAGUGUUAACUAUAUACUAACUAUAAUAUAGAAUAUCUUAAAACUCUACAGAUUUCAUGUAUCAUGUAUCAUAUAAAAGCAAAUAUUUUGAGAAGCUCAAAAAUAAAGCUUAGUCUAUAGGUUAUAGCCAAAUAAUCUUAAACCUUAAGACAAAUUUUUUUGCCUAGCUCUUAAGUCGUGAUAUUUGUUUAUAAACUCUAACUAAACUGUGU